Heterotrigona itama is the source of this 585-nucleotide messenger RNA. NCBI's taxonomy places the organism in Eukaryota, Metazoa, Arthropoda, Insecta, Hymenoptera, Apidae. The record is from the annotation of a GenBank genome assembly.
UCCGAAGCCCGGGAUAAUACAAUAAAUCGUUCGAGUACGUGGAUCGUGAUCCGGCAGAGAAAGAGGGCGGAAUAUUCGACAAGGUCCGUGAGCGAAGAAAACAACCACGAGUCGAUCGGUUUCAUUGCGAUGCGGCCACGAUGCGGUCGCAGUCAUCUCAGCAUCGGGUGUAUACCUGCUGGAAUUCCUCUACGGAUCAUACAGGUACCGGUUAUGUCACGGGUAUGCUCGAAUACCCCGCGGGUCGAGACACGUACGACCUCCGCGCCGACCGGGGACACUCCGCGGAGACAAAACGGAGACGAGAGGAACGUACGAGACGUGGUAGCCGUCCAAGUGCCAAUAAUAUCUUCAUGGCACGUCGUGUCGGGAAGAUAUACACUGGAACGAGGUACAUCGGGACUCGCGAUAGGUAGUCCAUUCCCUGGAGGCAGGGGUACAACCGAUGGCGAACCCAUCGCCACCAACGGAAAGAAAGUAAAACAAAGUAUCACGCUGCGGUGCUGCGUGGCGCGGCAUGGCGCACAAGGUGUUUCUCUUAACGAUCGUUCGACAACGACCAGCAGCAUCACCAAGCUCGAUACG